Lodderomyces orthopsilosis Co 90-125 is the source of this 645-nucleotide messenger RNA. RefSeq lists its product as uncharacterized. The transcript has a single exon. The record is from RefSeq and is a predicted model, not a curated record. Bases 1 to 645 code for a protein of 214 amino acids. Gene Ontology annotation, cellular component: membrane; cytoplasm. NCBI's taxonomy places the organism in Eukaryota, Fungi, Ascomycota, Pichiomycetes, Serinales, Debaryomycetaceae.
AUGUCGCUACCUUUAACGAGAGAGUCAAUAGAACUCAAUGAUUUAGAGAAAUCAUCUUCCGCUAAAGCUUACAAAGUUAAUGACAACUAUCACUUACAUCCCAGUUCCAAACAUAUGCUAAAAAGGCUCUACUUUGCAUUGAUAAUAGAGGCCAUGAUUUCACUCAGUAUAUAUUACCAAUACCAAAAGAUAUCUGAAGUAAACACAAUGUUAGCUCCGACCCUAUUGGGCUGCUUUUCUGGAGCUUUAGCUCAAUCAAUAAACCAAUUUUCGAGGAAAAAGUUCAAGUUCAACAAAAUUAUUGAAUUUAUGAUUUGGGGAAGUAUAAAUGGAUAUUUUACCGUUUCUUGGAUAAACUUGUUGAUGCAGCGAUUCGAGAAUAUUGUGUAUCGUAUCCUUGUUGAUCAAGCUAUAGGUGCUCCAACAUUUCAACUAAUUUUCAAUAUUCUAAACGCGCUUUGGGACCAUGGAGAGAUAUUUACAAAAACUACAAGAAAUGCAUAUUUCAAGUCAUUGAAAUAUAGUUAUUGUUAUUGGCCAUUCUUUAGCAUAUUCCUGUUCAUGUUUAUACCGCAGGGAAUGAUGUUUCCCUGUAACUGUUUGGCAAAUUUGAUCUGGAAUUUGAUUUUGAGUAGAUUGGCAUAG